This is a messenger RNA of Paramecium pentaurelia, 1682 nucleotides long. NCBI's taxonomy places the organism in Eukaryota, Ciliophora, Oligohymenophorea, Peniculida, Parameciidae. The record is from the annotation of a GenBank genome assembly.
UGAUGUAAUAAAAACUGUGGAGACCUAUUCCAAACGAUUUUAAUAUUUUAAAUGAAAGACUUUACAUCUAAGGAGAGUUUACCAAAGAAAAUGGAAAGAUUAGAGUACUCUAUGGAUAUGAUUAAUAUAUACUCUCUUCAAAAGUAAUUAAAGAAUGAGUUAUAUUAGAAUGUCUCCCAACCUAAUAAGUGUUUAAGACUUGAAUUUGAUGUGAAAUUUGAAAUAUUGAGAAAGCCUAUUCCAAAAAAAGAUAAGGAUGAUGAUAGUUUAGGUCCCAUUAUAGGAUUACAAUUUUUAAGAGAUUGUGAAGAGAAUAUGAUAAAAUUGAGACUUAAUGCAGCCACUUAGCAAAUUAUUGAAUGGAGAUCCUAUCUUGGAGAAAGAAUUAAUUAAUGGUAAUUUCAUAGUAUGUUCAGAGUUUAUAAAAAAAUUGGGAAAGGAAAUUUUGCAUCUGUAAAAAAUCAUUAUAAUAUUAGGUUUAUUAAGCAGAAAGGAUUGAAGAUAAUUAAUAAUUGGCAAUAAAAGCAUUUGCAAAAUAGGCUGCUUAUCAAGAAGAAAAUGGAAAAAAUGCUAUAAUAAAUGAAUUAACUAUAAUGAGAUAAUUAAAUAAUACACAUUUAAUGAAAUUAUAUGAAGUCUACGAAACUAAUAAUUCAUUGUAUGUAACUCUGGAAUUAUUAGAGGGAGGGUCAUUAUAUGAUUUAAUUAAGGAUAAAGUUUAAAUCAAUACAAAGUAAAUAUAACAAAUAAUUGUGGGAAUCCUUUUAGGACUAUAAGAAAUGCAUAAAAAAGAGAUUAUGCAUAGAGAUUUGAAACUAGAGAACAUAAUAUUCAAAAAACCAAAGUAUAAAUUUAACUAUUCUAUUAAGAAAGAUGGAAUCAGUUGUAAUUGCUGAUUUUGGAUUGGCAACUUAUGUGAAUGAGCCAGUUUAUUUAUUUUGUAGAUGUGGAACACCAGGUUUUGUAGCACCAGAAGUUAUCAAUAUAAAGGAUAUGAAAUCUAAAUAUUCUUCUAUUUGUGAUAUUUAUAGUAUUGGAUUAGUAUUUUAUUUAUUGCUUACUGGAAUAUCUGCUUUUAAUGGAAAAAGUUAUUCUACAGUAGUAAAAUAAAAUAGAGAAGCGAACAUUAAUUUUGAUAUCAAAUAGUUAAAGAAUGCUCCUGGAUAAGCUAUAAGUUUACUUAAAUAAAUGCUUGAGAAAGAUCCAAAAAAGAGAAUCAAUAUUGAAAGAUGUCUUAAUCAUCCUUUUUUAUAUGAUACAGCUAGAUAAAUGAUUGAAGAUGAAAAUUAAGAUAAUAGUUUCGAUGAAAUUGAUGAACAAAUCUAAAUUCAAUCUAUGAUGCUUUAAAUGAAUGAUAAGUACAAUUUAUUAUAUAUUAGUUAUUCGUAAUUCGAUUUUACAAAAAAUAAUAAGAAUUCUCCUCUAGAAUCACCUAUCUAAUCUCCAGGAUUAGUUAUGUAGAAAUAAAUUAAACAAUAAAAAUAAAUUGAUUCGUAAAAGGCUGUCGGAGCCGAUUCUCCUUUAAUAAAAGGGAAAAUUGAGUCUGUUGAUAGUGCAUAGACUAUUGGAACUCCAACUAAAAAAUCCAGUGUAUUUUCACCAUCACCAUAAUUAAAACCAUCUAGAUUUUCAAAGUAAACUUAAAAUAAUCCAUUAUUAAAAUAUUCUAAAAAAGAUUGAAU